Molecule: messenger RNA, 969 nt
Organism: Fusarium coffeatum
Lineage: Eukaryota; Fungi; Ascomycota; Sordariomycetes; Hypocreales; Nectriaceae
Exons: 3
Coding region: 1-969 (322 amino acids)
Biological process (GO): translation
Cellular component (GO): ribosome
Molecular function (GO): structural constituent of ribosome
Source: RefSeq, a predicted model, not a curated record
AUGGCUGGCAAGGGAAUUGGCUGUUUGGCCGAGGCCAUGGGCGCUCUGCGGGUGUCUGCCAAGCCGGCGACAAUCCCCAGAGCCUUCACAAGGUCAAUGGCUACACAAGUUUCGUCCAGGGACGCCUCUACAGAAACGCCGAAACCUGCCAGCACCACACAGAAGAUCCUAGAAGCAUGGAAGCCCAUCGAAACCGUUCCUGUCACAAUUCACGACUUUCCUUCGCUGGAACCUACAUCUCUCGAGCGAUGGUCCGUUGACCACCUUUACCUCCCUCUCCGCCGCGAUAUCCUCCACCUUGCCGUCACCUACGAAGGCGACAACACCCGUCAAGGUACCGCCUCAACCAAGACCCGAUACGACGUCCACGGAUCCCACCGAAAGAUGCGACCCCAAAAGGGUACCGGUCGUGCCCGUAUGGGAACCAAGCAAAGUCCUAUAUUGCGUGGUGGUGGAAAGACAUUCGGUCCUCACCCUCGCGAUUUCGGAACCAACCUGAACCGCAAGGUCUACGACAAGGCCUGGCGUACCGCUCUGAGCUACCGUUACCGACAGGGCGAUUUGAUUGUGUGCGAGGAUGGUAUGGAUCUUGUAUUGCCGACCGACUACGAGCUUGUUGCUGGAAAGUACCUCAAGGACGGAUUAAAGGAGGCUUAUCUUAAGCGAUACAUGACAGGAGUGCUGGGUAACCUUGGUCUGGGCCGUGCCUCUGGCCGAACACUUUUCGUCACUGGAAACCGACGUGAGGCUCUUUUCGACGCCAUGGAGCAGGUUCCCUGGGAAGGUCGGGCACUCGAUAUGGAGGAUGUCGACGUCAAGGACCUCCUGGAGACAGGCAAGGUCGUCCUGGAGCGAAGUGUGCUCAAGGAGCUGAUCAAGCAGCACCAGAGUGAUUUAGUGAGCAGAGUUGUUAUGCAAGGUCUCGUCAAGGGCGGACCUGAGACAGGGACGAGAGUGCUCGGGGCUUAA